Ziziphus jujuba (common jujube) is the source of this 1005-nucleotide messenger RNA. RefSeq names its product lysine-rich arabinogalactan protein 18. The record is from RefSeq and is a predicted model, not a curated record. Gene Ontology annotation, cellular component: plasma membrane. The transcript has 2 exons. The coding region runs from base 81 to 791 and encodes 236 amino acids. NCBI's taxonomy places the organism in Eukaryota, Viridiplantae, Streptophyta, Magnoliopsida, Rosales, Rhamnaceae.
UAAUCUCGUCUUCCUCUUACUCUGUUAAUCCAAUCUUUUCUCUCUCUCUCUGUCUCGCAUUCUUUUAGUUUUCCUGAGCGAUGGAUCGGAGAGGUGUGCUAACGUUCGCAUUGAUCUGCAUUGUGGUUGCCGGCGUCGGAGGUCAAUCAACUCCUGCCGCCGCGCCAUCAACAACCCCAGCCGCUACUACGCCAGCUGCAGCACCUUCCAAGCCUAAAUCACCGGCUCCGGUCGCAUCGCCGACAUCAACUCCACCGGCUUCAACUCCAGCUUCGGCUCCACCGAAGCCUGCUGCACCAGCUCCGGUGGCUAAAGCUCCUGCGUCUUCUCCACCGGCGGCUACUCCAGUGACCUCACCGCCUGCAGCGGUUCCCGUGAGCUCUCCACCAGCUUCAACUCCGGUUAAAUCUCCACCUUCUCCGGCUCCAGUGAGCUCUCCACCUGCAGCAGUUCCAGUGAGCGCACCGACGAAAUCUCCUCCGGCACCUGCACCGACAACUCCACCUGUGAGCUCUUCUCCUCCGGCACCGGUUGCCGCUCCGACGGCUGAGGUUCCAGCUCCUGCUCCGAGCAAGAAGAAGACGAAGAAGCAUAAAUCUCAUGCUCCUGCACCAGCUCCAGAGUUGCUGGGUCCACCUGCUCCACCAGCUGAAGCCCCUGGACCAAGCUCUGAAGAGACAGCGCCUUCUCCUGCUCUUGCAGACGAGAGUGGAGCAGAGUCUAUCAGGGGAGUGCAGAAGUUGGUGGGAGGCAUUGCAUUGGGAUGGGCUUUGCUGGCUUUGAUCCUCUAGAGAGAAGACAGACAGAGACAGACGACGAUGGGUUCAUUAUUGUGUUUAUUAUUUUAAUCUUUUUCUCCUCUCUAUGUUCUUGUUAAUUAUCAGUACGGCCUUACCAAAUUGAUAUUUGUUUUACCAUUUUGUUUUUUGUUUUUUUAUUUUUUUCAUAAAACUAUAUGGUGGAUUGAUUCAUUUUGGUAUAUUACCGAUUUACCAUAUUUUCCUA